AUGACCAUCGGGGCUAUCUUGAAAUGCACAUCGUAUAGCCUGGCACAGAUGUUCGUUGGCCGUAUCAUUUUGGGAGUUGGAAACGGUAUCAACACAGCCACCGCCCCGAUCUGGCAGACCGAGACAGCACCUGCACAUUGGCGAGGCAAGUUGGUCAUGUUCGAGAUGAUGAUGAACAUCGCGGGCUUCUCCUUAUGCAACUGGAUCAAUUACGGCCUCUCCUUUGCCGGCGGUGCUGUUGCCUGGCGAUUUCCGCUUGCCUUCCAGUUCGUCUUCAUCAUUGCGCUAUUCGCAACGGUGCCUUGGCUUCCUGAAUCUCCCAGAUGGUUGAUGUCACAUGGGCGAGAGGCAGAGGCAACUGAAGUCUUAGCCUGCCUUGAGGCAAAGCCGCAAGAUGACGUGUAUGUUGUUUCGCAGAAGGAAGAGAUCCUCUUCAGCAUAAACUACGAGCGAGAGCAUCAAAUCAGAUGGCGAGAUCUUUUGCGGCCACAGCCUGAGGCGACCAAACCACUCCGACGACUCAUCUUGGGAGCUGGAACCCAAUUCAUUCAGCAGUUCGAGGGACUGCCGACCGAGCUAGCUCGACUGCUAACCGCUGUCAACUCCGUGACCUACCUCAUCUUCUCAUGCGUCUCGAUUACGCUUGUGGAGAAAUGGGGUCGAAGAGGAUUGAUGCUCAUCUCAACUGCAGGACAGGGCUUGUCUUUCCUAGUCAUCACCAUUCUACUUAGAUUCGGUGAGGCGGGAGGCAACCGGAAAGCAGCAGAAGGGUCUAUCGUAUUUUUCUUUUUGUACUACAUUGCUUUUGGAGUGGGCAUGCUGGGGAUUCCUUGGCUUUACCCUACCGAGAUCAACUCCAUCGCUAUGCGUACAAAGGGUGCUGCUGUAGCAACUGCUACAAAUUGGAUCACGAACUAUGUGAUCGUUCAGAUCACACCCAUUGGCAUUCAAAACCUGGGUUGGAAAUUCUGGAUCGUCUUCACUGUCUUGAAUGCCGCCUUCCUACCCGUCAUCUACCUAUUUUAUCCGGAGACAGCAAACCGGACGCUCGAAGAUCUUGACGAGUACUACCGCAACAACCCUCCACUCGUUGUCAUCGGUGAUAAGGAUGCCAUUGGAACCAAAAGACCUCAGAAGUAUGUCGACCACGAGGAAGCUCAAGUGGAACGUGUCGCCCACGAAGACGGCGUCACUGAAGCGGCAGACAAGAAGACAUCACGGACUGAAGCACGUCAUGUGGAGUGA
Colletotrichum chrysophilum is the source of this 1245-nucleotide messenger RNA. RefSeq lists its product as uncharacterized. The transcript is spliced from 5 exons. Gene Ontology annotation, molecular function: carbohydrate:proton symporter activity. The record is from RefSeq and is a predicted model, not a curated record. NCBI's taxonomy places the organism in Eukaryota, Fungi, Ascomycota, Sordariomycetes, Glomerellales, Glomerellaceae. Gene Ontology annotation, biological process: transmembrane transport; carbohydrate transport. The coding region runs from base 1 to 1245 and encodes 414 amino acids. Gene Ontology annotation, cellular component: membrane.